Molecule: messenger RNA, 3569 nt
Organism: Vitrella brassicaformis
Lineage: Eukaryota; Vitrellaceae
Source: the annotation of a GenBank genome assembly
GCAGCGUUGCCUUUGAGCGAGUGAUUUGGCCGCAGGCAGGGGUCUGAUGAUGGACAGCGGUGCCAGCGCCGCGUUGCGAGAGGAAGGAGAGUCGUGGCGUUGAGGCCGCUGUGGGAUCUGGCGGCGAAACCAUGCCCAGACCGCACAGCGACUGGCACAUCCCCGACCGAUAUGAGAUCAGACACCUCAUCGGGUUAGCCAUCCGACUCACCCUGCCAGUGACGGUCACUGACCGCCGUUGACGGACUUUUUGUGUUUUCUCUGUCUGUGUGUGUGUCUGUGUGUGUGUCAGGACCGGGUCGUACGGGCACGUGUGUGAGGCGUACGACCACACGGAGAAGCGUGUGGUGGCCAUUAAGAGGAUCCACAGGGUGUUCGAAGACCUCGUCGACUGCAAGAGGAUACUGCGCGAAAUCGCCAUCCUCACACGACUCUCGCAGGGUCAGUGGCUGGCCACACAGACAGACAGACAGACAGACAGACAGACAAGCAGACAGACACGAGCAAGGAGGACAUAGCACAGUGAUGGAGGGCGUGUCUGUGUCUGUGUGUGUGUGUGCGUCUGGGUGUGGUGUGUUGUGUGCAGACCACAUUGUCCGCGUGCUGGACAUCUGUGUGCCCAGGGAUCUGCAGAACUUCGACGUACGCACACGCACCAGCCGCACAGCACAGCACAGCCCAACACACACACUGUGUGUGUCUGUCCAUCUCAUCUGCCGUCUGGCCGCACCACACCACACUACAACAGGAGUUGUAUCUGGUGCUGGAGAUAGCGGACAGCGAUUUCAAGAAGCUGUUCAGGACGCCCGUCUUCCUGACUGAGCUGCACGUCAAGACGCUCCUCUACAACCUCCUCGUGGGCGUCAAACACAUACACUCCGCCGGCAUCUACCACAGAGACCUGGUGGGAGGGAUCGACGGAUGCCGUGACGUGAUGGCACUCCUCGAUGGCUCUGUGUGUGUGUGUGUCGCAGAAGCCCGCCAACUGCCUGGUCAACCAGGACUGCUCUGUAAAGAUCUGGUGAGUUCACGGCCGACGCUGGAGGAAGGGAGGGAGGGAGCGGCACAGAAGAGGCAACCUCGGCUUGAACGUCCCUGUCCCUCUCUGUGUGUGUGGUGCAGUGACUUUGGCCUCGCACGCACCGUUGAUCGUGUGCUGGACCCAAAGCUGCCAAACUCACCGAGGUCAGCACCCACACACAUAGAUAGAUAUUGCAGCCCGCACGUCCUCGAGCGUGUGCGUGUGUCCGUGUGUGUGUGUUUGAUGCAGGAAUGGCGACGGUGACAUGGUGGGUGUGGCCAACACCAAGAGCCUCAAGAGGCAGCUUACCGGACACGUUGUCACCAGGUAGUGGUGACUCUCACUCUCUCUCUCUCUCACACACACACACUCUCUCUCUCUCUCUGUGUGUGUGUGUAUGUGUGUGUGUGUGUGUGUGUGAAGGUGGUAUCGAGCACCCGAGCUGAUCUUGCUGCAGGAGAACUACACCGAGAAGAUCGACUGCUGGAGCGUCGGAUGCAUAUUCGCUGAACUCCUCAAUAUGAUGGUCAGCCACCCACACACCCACACAAAUGCUGCCCGCCGAUUCGUUCGGUCACUGUGGAUGUCUGCGUGCGAUGCGCUACGUGUCGAUCCAUCAGAAGGAGAAUGUGCCCUACCACUCCGACCGUGGCCCCCUCUUCCCAGGAUCGUCCUGCUUCCCCCUCUCACCUGAUCAGGUCAAGACGCAGUCAUUGUUUGCUUGGUCUAUGCAUUCCAUUCUGCUGUCUGUCUGUCUCUGUCUGCGUCUUUGUGUGCCAUUCGCUGUGUCUGCCACUCGCAGAAACACGCCACCGACUACAAGUAAACAAAGAGAACAGAGGGACGGAGGGACAGAGGGAGGGACGGUUGAUUGAAGCUCCGAUGUUUGCCUUCUUAUGUUGCGCGCUUCUCUCUCUCUCUCUGUGUGUGUGCAGGUUCCACACACGCGGCAACCGUGAUCAGCUCAACAUGAUCUUCAACAUCCUUGGCACGCCAUCAGAGGAAGACAUCGAGGCGCUCGAAAAGGACGACGCCAAACGGUCAGUCAGUCAGUCGGCGAACCUGCCGCCAGCCCGCCCGCCCGCAUCUCGUGUCACACGUGCACAUGUGCAGGUAUAUUCGCAUCUUCCACCAGCGUGACGGCAUCGACCUCCACUCACGCUUCCCGGGAGCCUCAGGUGGGCGAGGAAAGGAGAGACACACACACACACAGAGGGAGGGGUGGAUCGCUGCUUCGUUGGUUCGUGUGUUGGUGUGUCUGUGUGUGUGUAUUUAGCCGAGGCGGUGGACCUGCUGCAGCGGAUGUUGGUGUUCAACCCGGGCAAGCGAAUCUCCAUCGACGAGGCCCUCGCACACCCGCUCUUCAAAGACAUCCGGAAUGUCGCCAGCGAAGUAUGUUGGCCACACGCAGGCACACACAGCAAGACGCACCAGUGAGUCCACCCGUUGUAUGUGUGUGUCGUGUGUGUCUGAAGACGAUCGCCAAGGAGAGGAUUCAGCUGCCCUUUGACGACUGGCUGUCGCUCAACGAACAGCAGCUCAGGUGCUCACUGAACCAACUACACACACGCGGAGAGAGAGGGAAAGACCGUGUGUGUGCUGUGCUGUGCUGUGCUGUGCAGGAUAGCGUUCUUGCGCGAGGUGCUGCGGUACCACCCUCAGUGCGCACAGCUCAACGCCUUCCUCUCACAGAUGCCCCCGCACUGACUGACCCAACGACACAUUCAUUACACAGGGAUGGGGGCAAUCAUAUCAUGUGUGUAUCUAUGUCCGUGUGUGAGUGUGCAAAGGGCGCCCCCGCCACUGCGAAACCAACAGUGGGCGGGCGGCGUGCCCGCACCCACGCGCUCACCAGGCAGACAGACAGACGGGAUGGGGAGAGGGAAGGGCUGAUCGAAUUGGUCACUGAGCGAGCGAUCGAGUGAAUGUAUGGGUACAUGGACACACGCAGCAGCCAGGCAGGCACCCAACGAACACAACACAAUGCCAUGCCAUGUGUCAGUGUGUGUGUGUGUAUUUUUUUCUCGUCCUGUUCUCAAGAGAAGGGAUGGGGCGAGGCGAGACGAGUCCAUCGUCGUAGAGGGAAUCCAAUGCACAGACUGACAGCGCCGCGAAGGGCGCAGGAACGAUGACUUACACACACAUAACGCUGCCUGUUUGCCUGCCUGCCUGCCUGCCGGGUCACUUGGCUGGCUGAUGAUGAGAUGGGUGUGUGGAUGGAUGGAUGGAUCAACGAGCGAUUGCAUAAGAGUGUGUCUGUGUGUGUGUCUGAUGUGUAUGUGUAUGUGUGAGUGCGCGAGAUGCAUGGCUUUUUCAAGCCCAGACAGACAGCGAGGCAGCGUGCGUAAGUAUACGUAAGGCCUCAGAUGCGAUGCGAUGCGGUCAGUGAGAGUGCUGUGUGUCGUUGAGAGAGAGAGAAGGGCAGACAAAGGCGAGUGUAUUGUAUCUUACCCAUCUAUCUAUCUCUGGAGGCAGCCUUUAUCCAGCACAGACAGCCAGCUCGCGGCAUGGAUUUCUCAGUCGGUAAUUCAAUAUAUCAGUCGGUCGG